This is a messenger RNA of Saprolegnia diclina VS20, 759 nucleotides long. RefSeq lists its product as hypothetical. NCBI's taxonomy places the organism in Eukaryota, Oomycota, Saprolegniomycetes, Saprolegniales, Saprolegniaceae. The record is from RefSeq and is a predicted model, not a curated record. The coding region runs from base 8 to 415 and encodes 135 amino acids. The transcript has a single exon.
CGCCAUUAUGAUCCGCGUCCGAGGCGUCGGCCACGUCGUGCUCCGCGUGCGGACGAUCCAGCUCGCCGAGAUGCUGCGCUUCUACAUGGACAUCCUCGGCUGUCCGAUCGAGCGCGUCCAAGAGGACAUUGGCCUCUACCAGCUGCGCGCGGGCCGGAACCUCCUCGACUUUGUGCUCGCGGAAGGCAAGCUCGGCCGCGCCAAGGCCAAAGACCCACAGACGCCCGACCACCUCUGCCUCCAAGUCGACUCGUUUGACGCGGCGCACGUCCGGCGAGACCUCAUCCACGCUGGCGUCCGCGUCGGCGACUACGGCGCGCGCUACGACGGCCACGCGUGGAGCCUCUCUAUUUAUGACCCCGAGGGCAACGUGAUCGAGCUCAUGGGCCCUGAGACCAACGCGACCGUCUUGUAGCUAACGUAUAUAUCCUCCUACUCGACCCCACAUCACGUCCACCUCUGGCAUGGGACUGCAGAGCUGGUGCGUCAUCGGCGGCGACGUCCAUGGUCCAUCGCCCACCGCGAGAUCCCUUCGCCGCAGCGCUGUCGCCAGCGCCGCGACUUGCUGCAGCGCACGCCUCUGUGCCCAGCAACCGUGUCUGUGUCGCCAUCGGACCGUGCGUCACAGCAAGCAACGCCUGGUCGGCCGAGUAGCUCCGGUGCGUGCACGGUCAGCUGCUCCAGCCUCUGCUGGACGGCUGGCGGUCAAUGACUGGCGGUGAGGCGCAGCACUCGUACGUGUCGAAUGGAUCGUCGGUG